This is a messenger RNA of Dentiscutata erythropus, 705 nucleotides long. Lineage: Eukaryota; Fungi; Glomeromycota; Glomeromycetes; Diversisporales; Gigasporaceae. The record is from the annotation of a GenBank genome assembly.
GUUAAUGAAGGUGUUAAAUGUGUUAUUCCUGAACGUAUAAUAAGUAUAGAGUCCACAAGUACAUUUUUUGAUCUUUUCGAUUUAACCAUGAUGGGACAAUAUGAUAAUAGAGAGGUGAAAGUUUCUAUUAGCCGAGAAAACUCUGAAGGUUGGAAAGAAGUAGACAAGGGGUUAGAUAGUGACUUGAAAAUAUUAGAAGCUUUAGGUUUUAUGCAGUUGAAAUUUUGUCUUGUUUCUGAUACAAAUUUAGAUACAACAGUUUCAACUCAAAACAGGCCAGAUGCUUUUGACAUUUUAAUGAAAAAUUCAAGACAACUUUUACUUCCACAACGUUGUACUGAACAUAAUAAUUACCAUCGGCUUUAUAAUGAAAUUAUUGAGCUUUUUGAAGCUCAAAAGGUCGGAUGGACUUGCGGCUCUCAUGAAACACUAGGAAAAGAAUUUGUAAAUCAUCUUACAAGUGCUCUUUGGUAUAUUGACCCACAUAUUUCAACAUUACAUGCACGUUUAUAUCAUUUACCAGUUCUUUUUACACAGUUAAAAACGUAUCAGAAUGGAAAUAACAGUAUGAUGUACCAAGUUAGUGCCUGUGAACCUCAUCAACUUAAGGACGAAUAUACUCAAUUAGAUGAUCUUCUAUCUGAAAAAUCAUUUUAUGAGCAUGUUGAAAUUCAACAGUAUCUUCCAAACGAUGCUAUAGACUGA